CUCGACAACAUGGCUGAUUUGAAAUCAGUUCUUGCAGCGUUUAUCCUUUGUGUUUCUGCUUCCAUUUAUGUCCUGGCCCAGACGAGUACUGCCAAGGAUCAGAAAACUGCUGACUCAGUGUGUCCAGCCUUAAAAUGUCCGUACGAGUGCAGAAUAGCCAGUACACAGUCAAAAUGCAGGGCAGCUUUUGGUGCCAGUGGAGAUGUUCUACAAGACUUUAUAACUAACAUCGGAUACAAGUUCAGAUAUAGAAAUGUUGCUGAAUUGGCCAGAAAUAAGAUGAUCCAUGUUCUAAAUGCCAGACUCCUUGAUGAGAGAAAACUAACAUGUCCAGUGCUGAAGACAUUUCUCAUUAAAAUGGUUACAACAAAACUGGGUGAUGUCCUGGAUAAGAUUUUGUCUGGAAACUCAUCCACCCCACCAUCAUCAAAUUCUAGUGAUCAGGUUUACAGUGUUGAGUUUUCUACUGUACCCCCGACUUCUGGACAGGGGCAGAGCAAUUCAUCAGCUGACAGUACCCAGUCUUAUGGAACCACACCUAAAGGGGUUAACUAUCAAAAUGACACCCAAGGUGAAAGCUUAAACAAUGGUACUUCUAGAAAUAAAAGACAGACAUCUCAGAAUGCAACAGAAACAGAAGAGUCUGCAGGAAUGCAAAACGCUACCAUGCAAGAAGCAGAUGUUAGGAACAAAACUGAAAUAGAAGGGAGCACCACUCAAAAUGGAACCAACACAGAAACAGAAGAGAGCAGCAUUCAAAAUGGAACCAAAACUGACACAGAAAGGGGCACUGUUCAAGAUGGAUCCAUUAGUCAAGUUGAAGUACAGACAGUUUUAGAAAAUGGAGAUGUUUCUAAGAUGUUUGAUUCAAGUUUUAGCGAAAUAUUUCUAAGCUUGAUAAAGACAGAAAACUUGAGCACCCUGAUUCAAUCCUGGGAUGAGACAGACAAGACCUGUUUGUGUGGACUUGGUGUGCAGGCUGACUGCAUUACAAGGGAGACAAUCCAGCCUUUACUUUGUCAGAGAGCAUGUCAGAUUCCUAGAGAUAUACAGGUAUAUAACAGAUGGCCACUUGCAGUUGUGCGUAGAUUUGCAGAGUUUUGUAUAGAGGAGAAAGUGAAGCAGAUUCAGCAGAAAACAAUGACCUCUAGUGACCUCGGUUACUUAAUGAACGUCAGUACCGAGUACGUGAUAGAACAGCUAAGGCCACAGUACACAGCAGAUAUACUCAGACAGAGGCAGGAAGAAAUCAUAGCAAGCUGUAAGAAGCUGGGGGUAGUAAAAACAACAGACCUAAGAAAGCAGGCAUUGGCUUUGUUGAAGGAAAACAAGGACAGCUCCAUUCUAAAACCAGUGUUGGUAAAGAUCCUGUCAAGUUGUGGGGCCAAGGUGUCCGAGAUGAAGCAGUUUGUGUCGGACAGUGAAAUGGUGACAACCUAUGAUCCAAGUGUCAAAUUGAGUUUACGAGAAGUUGCAGAAAUGAAAAAAGCUCUUCUCACAGAAAAACAAAACCUAACAAGUCUAAAUAAGGAGGAAAUCAAACAAUUUCUACCCCUGAUUGUCAAUGAUAGAAGAAAAAUGAACAAACUUGAUACAUCCACAUUGAAGAGUGCAUUACCAGAGAUCAACAAAAUGAAGCUGACACCUUCUGAGAGGAUUCAAACUUGGAGAAAAUUGAAGCAGGAAUCCGAAUUUCAAGAUCUUACCAAUAUCAGCACAGACGCUCUGGUUAAUCUUGGAGCAACAGUUGGAGCUUUACAACCAAAGGAAAUCAAGAACAUUCCAGCAGCUGCAAUAGGAGCCGCAAUAAGCACGGGGAAUUUGACUGGUGCACAGUUCUCAAGAAAGGCUGCAGGUGAUGUUUUUAGAAAGUUUAGAGAGCACCUUGGAAAAGCUACAGGUAACUUGACUGCAGCUGAGCUGGAGAAACUUGGCUCUAAUCUGCACUGUCUCCGAGCAGCUCAGUUUGAGGGAAUCAGUGGAGCUGAGCUGAUGCAGCUCCUACAGAACAAAACCCUGGAAAAUUCCCAGUCAGCCCACUGUCUUCUGGACAAACAGGCCAUAAGAAUAAUUGCUGCUAAAGUGAAGAAGGAGUUAGGAGGGACGGAGGUUUUGAUGACGUCCCCCCUGUUUCGGGGAGAGGUAGGAGAGAUUGGGGACUCAAUGCUGGAGGACAUGAUCAAUAAACUGGUGAAUGGAGAGACAAUCAAGGACUUCAGAUUCACCAAGAAACAGGCAUACAAGGUUUUAAGUAAUCUAAAGACGGAAUUAGGAAACCUAAGUACCUGGACAGUUGAUGUAGUGAACAACCUAGCUGUGACAAAUCUGCUGAGCUUCGUGAGAGCGGCAGACAUGACUGAUCUCAGGAACAAUCCAAACAGUCUACAGUUCAUCCAUCUCUUUAACCAAGACAGUGUAGUUUCUGAAAAAUCUAAUAGAAUGCUGGGGAAAGUUUUGAUUGAGAGAUUUAACCUUGACAACUCCUCUGCUGAUGUUUCGACCAGCGGUCUGACGGAAGAUGUCGUGAGACAAGUCGGGACUGAAGUCAUAGCAAGGCUAUCCAAUGACCAGCUGAGGAGGUUGAACAUGACGGAUACUGUCACCGAACUUCUGACCGGCAUCAACCUGAACACCGUCCCCUGUCGUGUACUCCAAAACAGGACAGCAUUCGUAGUGGAGGAAAAGGGUUUGACAAGUCUGAGUCUGGAGGAAGUGGAAUCACUGGGAAAUCUGAAGUGUGGCUUUACUAAAUCUCUUGUACAGCGUAUGACAAAAGAGGCGCUGGCAGGAACCGGGGCAGAAUUCGCCAAAUGUCCCUGUGUCUCCCGUGCUGUAAAGAAAGAGAUUGUCAACCAAAUGAAGCAAAAUCAGGUCAUUGGGUCAUCUCCCUCCACCUACACAGAGGAGGAUAUAGCCACCCUGGGACUUCUGAUUACAGUGGAGGAUCCAAGUUCUAUUGCUGCCAUAAAUACAUCAGCCUUGUUGGCAGGAUACAGUGAAUUGUUAAGGGAAAAGAAAGCAUUGAAGAAGCUGAGGAAAGACAGAACAGAACGGGGGUUUAUUAACGAUCUCUCAGAAGCAGAGCAACAGGAAGAGUUAAAGGGUAACAGAGCGCUGGGCAAACUGAUCAUCCAAACCAUUAUAGCCUCUAAAUCUCUGUCAUCUGCCAGGAAAAAGAGACAGACAUCAAGUAGCAUGGAGUGUUCAGACAUGCAGGAUAUGGAUGCUGAGACCCUGUCUACCCUGUCUGUGGAGGUGAUAACUGGGCUGUCAGAUGUUGAGUUUCAGGACUGUGCUUCAGUGCUUGGCUCAGUGCCAGGUUACAGCAUGGCACAACUAGAGGCUCUAGCAGCAGUUGCUAAGAGGCCAGGUGUGUGGGGCUCUCCCACCAGUUGGACAUCAGAGAACAUUCAGGAUGCAGCAGUCAUUGUACAGGGGCUGACAGUGACAGAAAUCAGUCAGAUGUCUAUAGAUCUUAAUGCAGCCAGCAAAUUAGGAGAGUUCACCACCUGGAGUCAAGACAAGAAAAGUGCCAUUUUCAACAAUGUUCUGUCUCAGCUUCAGUACCAGACAGUUGGUGAGUUGACGGCGUCUGAUCUCAGAUCACUGGGUCACAUUCUGUGUGGAGCCACAGCAGACCAGUUAGCCACACUCACUGCUGCUGCUUACGGUUCAGCUGCUGAUGAUGUUGGAAAGAUAACCUCUUGUAGCAGUGACCAGAUCUCUGAACUGACAAAAAUAGCCAAGGCUUACUUUGGGUCUGAUGCCAGCCAAUGGAAUGCCUCAGUAAUCACAUCUUUAGGUGUAGUUAUUGGGGGAUUGCAAACUGCAGAAAUUUCAUCUUUUGGAGAAACACAAUUGAAUGCCAUUGAAGCAAAACAUAUUCAGUAUUUACCCAAGACAUUUAUUUCGUCCCUGAGUCAUGAUCAGCUGAGAUACCUGAGUAUGGAGCAGGCCCUGGCCGUUACUGUAAAUCAGCUGUGUGAGUUAGAUCAGGAUAAACACACCGUACUGGAGACAGUGGCAGGACAAACUCUAGACACCAGUUCCUGUGUAAAGCAAAGUAAAACCCUUCUCUGUUUGGUGCAGCACAGUAUUACAGCCUCCCUUAGUUUAAUCCUUAUCAUUAUGAACAUACUCUUAUGACCAAUCAUAUAAGUAUCUUAAAGCAAUGUAAAGGAUGAAUGAUUGUAAUAAACUGUUUUUUUUGUGUGUGAAAUAACACUUUAAGACAGACUUACUACUGAAGAAUGUCAUCAACAUGUAUUAAA
Saccostrea cuccullata (small rock oyster) is the source of this 4271-nucleotide messenger RNA. RefSeq lists its product as uncharacterized. The transcript is spliced from 26 exons. Bases 10 to 4146 code for a protein of 1378 amino acids. NCBI's taxonomy places the organism in Eukaryota, Metazoa, Mollusca, Bivalvia, Ostreida, Ostreidae. The record is from RefSeq and is a predicted model, not a curated record.